AUGGAAGAAGAUUACAUUCGUUAUUCAAAAAACCGUGCCGAGCCAGAAGUGUGCGAUGUGGAAGCUCCCGACAUUCUCAACGCUGGCGAGUUCCGUGGACUCUGGAUUAAGUGGCUUGAUGAUGUCAUCACCACCUGUAUGGAAGGAGCUGUGACAGCUUUUCUAUGUUACGAGAACCCCGAUCCAUUUCCAAUCAAUCAGUGUUUGCACCGAUUGGGGUGCCACUGGAUUAUACUGGAGAACGAAGAAAAGCCAUCAACACACAUUUUAACAAUUUUUUUAAUUGGUCGCGCUCGCCAUUAAGGCGCAGUCAUUCCGGGAAAAUUGAUCGCCUCCCAUGGAAUGUGUCACGUUCCAUGGGGUAAUGCUGAGAAAACAAUUGCCGAAUAUGAAGUUCAAUGUGAUGCAGCUGGUACCUUUGUUUCAGCCAGCGGAAGUAACGUCCCUCCGAAUGCUAUUCCGGCAGGAGAAUGUGAGGACGGAGAGCCACUGUUCGUCGGUCGUGUAUCGCACGAGAGAACUCAAAAGGUCGGUAAAGUGCAGCCGUCACAUGGCACUUACUACGUUCCAUACGGCGGCCAGGAACUGGCAUUCGAGGAUUAUGAUUGUUAUAUUAUUACAAUUAAACACAAAGAACGAUUCGUCUUAACACAUUUGAAAAACAGGAAUAUCAUUUUCCCAUUCCGGUUAUCGGAUGUGUGUUGGUGUUGCUUCUGCCGCUCGUGGCAUGGCACAAAAACACUCUCUUUCUCACUCUGUGGCUCGUCCUGUGUAUUGGUGUCACUGCCUGCGCUCUGCAUGUUUUGGACCGUUUGCAUCGGAACCUACACUGCUGGCUGUGUUUUCGGCUGGCCGGUUAGCGAGAGCCUGAGAGGCCCGAGAGUGAUCCGAAAGCAGCAGCAGCAGCAGCAGCGGAAAACCAGUCGUCCAGCAGUUGUCGCAUAG
Messenger RNA from Toxorhynchites rutilus septentrionalis, 945 nucleotides. RefSeq lists its product as uncharacterized. NCBI's taxonomy places the organism in Eukaryota, Metazoa, Arthropoda, Insecta, Diptera, Culicidae. The record is from RefSeq and is a predicted model, not a curated record.